Diabrotica virgifera virgifera (western corn rootworm) is the source of this 1131-nucleotide messenger RNA. Its product is annotated as myoneurin-like. The transcript has a single exon. The record is from RefSeq and is a predicted model, not a curated record. Bases 1 to 1131 code for a protein of 376 amino acids. Gene Ontology annotation, molecular function: RNA polymerase II cis-regulatory region sequence-specific DNA binding; DNA-binding transcription factor activity. Gene Ontology annotation, biological process: regulation of transcription by RNA polymerase II. NCBI's taxonomy places the organism in Eukaryota, Metazoa, Arthropoda, Insecta, Coleoptera, Chrysomelidae.
AUGGAUCAAGAAUCAUGGACUGCUUUUCCAUCUGUUGAUGAUAUUAAAAAAGAGUAUAAUGAACAUGAGUCUGAACUGAAUUAUGUACUUAGGGAUGAUUUGGUGCUACCAUUAAUAAAAUCGGAACAAGAAUCAGCCACUGAUGUAUCCUCCAUUCACAUUAAAGAAGAGUGCAUUGAGCUAAAGUGUGAACAGAAUGAUAUUGAAAGGGAUGACUUUGAAGGACCCCCAACCAAAGUGGAACAAGAACCACCAAAUACUACUUUGUCCAUUCAAAUUAAAGAAGAGUAUAGUGAGCUUAAGUCUGAACUGGAUUAUAUACACAGAGAUGAUUUAGAUUCGCCUCCUAUUGAAAUGGAUGAAGGACUACCAACCAAAAUGGAACAAGAAUCACCAAAUACUGCUUUGUCCAUUCAAAUUAAAGAAGAAUAUAGUGAGCUUCAGUCUGAACUGGAUUAUACACACAAGGAUGAUUUGGAUUCACCUCCUACUGAAAUGGAUGAACUUAGUCAAAUAGAUGAUAAAAGCUGUGAUCUUUUAGCACAAUUUAAUUUUUUUAAUGAUGGCACAACUGAAUGUUUAUCAGAAGAAUCACCAUUAAGUACAGAUCUUAGACCAUUUACUUGUGAAAUUUGUUCAAAGCGUUAUGUCCACGAACGGAGCUUAAAGCGUCACAUUAAGGACCCAGCAUUUAAAUGUAAUAUAUGUGAUAAACAUUGUAGUAGUCAGAUCAGUCUAGAUCUACAUAUUCUCGCACAUAGUGGUCAAAUGCCCUUUAAAUGUCACUUGUGUGUGAAACAGUUCAAGAGAAAACGUAAUUUGAAAUCUCAUUUGAGUUCACAUCUAGGUGUCACUAAAUGCAAGUAUUGCGAAAAGCAAUUCGAACGUAGAGAUAUUUUGCAAUAUCAUAUUAUACUUAUACAUAGUGAAAAACCUUUUAAAUGUAAGGUGUGUUCGAAACAGUUUAGGUUAAGGAAGCAACUAAUGUCUCAUUUAGUUGUACACAGUGAAGGUCCAUUUACUUGUGAUGUGUGUUCAAGAGGAUUUAGACAAAAACGCAGUCUAGAAAACCAUUUGUUGUUGCAUGCACCAGAUUUAGUGAAAACUGUAGCUUGUAACAUACCAAUUUAA